This is a messenger RNA of Schistocerca serialis cubense, 4904 nucleotides long. RefSeq names its product homer protein homolog 2 (gene homer). NCBI's taxonomy places the organism in Eukaryota, Metazoa, Arthropoda, Insecta, Orthoptera, Acrididae. The transcript is spliced from 9 exons. The record is from RefSeq and is a predicted model, not a curated record. The coding region runs from base 34 to 1497 and encodes 487 amino acids. Gene Ontology annotation, molecular function: G protein-coupled glutamate receptor binding. Gene Ontology annotation, biological process: G protein-coupled glutamate receptor signaling pathway; regulation of store-operated calcium entry. Gene Ontology annotation, cellular component: dendrite; plasma membrane; cytoplasm.
CGUGGCGAGUGAUGCGGCGGCGGCGCGCGGCCCAUGUCCGGCGAGCUGAGCGCCGACCAGCUGCAGCAGCUCUACCUGUGCAGCCUGCUGCUCGCCAGGAAGCGUGAGCAGCCGAUCUUCUCGUGCAAAGCGCACGUCUUCCACAUCGACCCCAAGACGAAGCGGUCGUGGAUCUCGGCGUCCAGCGCGGCGGUCAGCGUCUCCUUCUUCUACGACUCGACGCGCAGCCUGUACCGCAUCAUCAGCGUCGAGGGCACCAAGGCGGUGAUCAACAGCACCAUCACGCCCAACAUGACGUUCACCAAGACGUCGCAGAAGUUCGGGCAGUGGUCGGACGUGCGCGCCAACACCGUCUAUGGCCUGGGCUUCUCGUCCGAGGCGGAGCUCAACAAGUUCAUCGAGAAGUUUCAGGAGGUGAAAGAUGCGACUCGUCUGGCAGCAACCAAAGCUCUGGCCAACGGUGCCGCAACAGGUGCGACACCUGUCACCUCCGCCAACGCAUCCCCCGUCACUGCCAGGGCCUGUGCCACAGCCUCUGCUGCCGCCGGGUCCCACACUCACCCUAUCGGGGACGGCCCGCUGCUGGAACCACCGGCCUCCUCCAACCCUGGGCCCGGAUCCACAGUCAACUCCGUGGCGGUUUCAGCACCGCCGGGAGCGGUAGUGGCUGCUGCGCCCUCGUCCGGACCAGUGAACAGUGGCCACAACCAGAGCCAUAACCAGAGUCACAACCAGAACCAGAACCAGAACCAGGUGGGCGACACCAAGAGCCACCAGCGCACCCAGUCCCUGCCGGGGGGCGGCGGCGCCCUGCAGGCAGGAGAGAGCCCCAAACAUCAGCCAAAGUCUGGAGAUAAGAGCCCAGCUCCUGUGUCUGCAGCAACACCCGCCAUUGCUAACCUGCCUCCAGAAGCACAACUUAAAUAUGAAAAUGAUAGGCUGAAGCUUGCUCUAGCACAGAGUUCUGCUAAUGCAAAGAAGUGGGAGGUGGAACUCGCGACUCUGAAGAGCAACAAUGUCAGAUUAACAAGUGCCCUCCAGGAAAGUACAGCGAAUGUUGAGGAAUGGAAGCGGCAGUUGCAUUCUUACAAAGAAGAAAACCAGAGGAUUAAAACUAAGUACAUAGAGCUUGAAGCAGCAAAAGGAAAUGCUGAUGCAGCAGCAGAACUGCGAAAAGAACUACAAGCUCUAAGGCAACGAGUGGAGACCUUGGAACAUGAGUUGAAAGUGAAAGAUGAUGAAGUGAAACGCCUCGGAAAGCAGCAGGCUGCACCUGACCAACAGUCACGCUCCCAGGACGAACGUAUCAAGAACCUACAGCAGGAGAACGCCGAGCUGCAGGCGGCUGUGUCGCUGGCACAGGCGCAGCUGGAGACGGCGCUCGCAGCCCAGGAGUCACAGCGCCGUGUACUGGACACACUGAAUGCACAGCUGGCGGCACAGCUGGCUGAGCUGGCUGGCAUCCACCGUGAGAUUGCCACUGCCCUGCAGACCUGAGGGCAGCCCCCCGCGGCCCCCGCCCCCCCGAGGCACCCCCACUGGUCCUCCGUCUGACGCCGGGCUCCUGGGGGAGGCGACCGGCAUCUGGCUCUGGAGCUGGAACUGGGACUGGGUGUGGAAGACGGACGCCGGCAAUAACGACAUUUCCGUGUUACAGUUUAUUUUUGAGGGAAAAGUGUUAUUGAGCAAUGGAAGAUUAAAAACACAGAUAACCUACUACAUUGUUUAGUGAUAAAAUAAUUUUUUGUUUUUACAAAUCCAAAUGGCAUCCAGAUGAGGUUGCAAGCUAUGUUCAGUUUCUUUCUUUGUUUCAAUUAUUUAAUUGAUACUUCUCGUGUGAAAUUUUGUGGUAUGAUCUGUGAAAAUAUAGACUCUUGAACUAUAUGCAGUCAUUAACCGAAAGUGUUGUCCUAUAUAUAUAUAUACACAUAAAGGGAAAAAGUGGGAAAAUGUAUCAAAAUUUGUUAAGAGGUGACAGAGUUUUAAAUGCAUCGAAAUCUGUGUGUGUACCUUCGUCUCCUACAUUUUUAAAAUUAAGGUAAAGACAGUGCAACUAAUCUAAAGGCGUGUGGUGAACUGCAGGUCCGUGCUGAAUUUUAGCAUAAGUGUUUUGGCAGGUAGAUCAAUUUCUACACGUUAACUUUAAAACUUAAUUCUGAGUGUGUUUCAUUUCUUCUUUUGUUCUCAGCAGUUACUUGUGAUCAAUUCAAUCUUAAUCUGGAAACACACUGAAUUUAUGAAAUGUGGCACUCAAAAAUCGUCAGCAUAUAAUAUUGGAUGCUGGUGAUAAGCUACAGAGAAUGUUAGAUUCCACACAGUGCCUCAUGAUGUGAGGGUAAAUUCAUGUUUUCACCAUUUUAAUGUGUUUGCAUGUGUACCGUAUCAAAUGUGGAAUGAAACUCUUUGAAACAGUCCAUGAAACAAGUGUUUAAUUGCAUAGCUGGGAUUACUUUUUCGUUCCAAAUAUUACUCAUUUACUAAAAAAAUCAGAGCUUUGCAUCUGGAGCUAAAAUUAUUGCAUUUUAGAUAGACAUCGUUAAUCUAAAUACAUGUUUAACUCGGAAAGUGGAAUUACUUCUCCAUUCUCAAAUAAAGAAUCAUGUAUAAUGUUGAAAAUGGCAGUGCAUUUUCUUGACUGAUUGAGACCAAGCUGAUAGAGUUCACAUUGAACUGUACUUUUUAAUAAUUGGCGACUGACCAUGAAGAGCACAAGACUUUGGAAAUGCACAUGUUUGAUAUCCCCCCCCCCCCCUUUUGUGGCUUAGCUUUAUUUUCCAUUAAAACUGAGAGCAGAUGCCUAUUUCGAAUGCACCCUUCCUGAGUCCUAAAUUUUUGUGCCAUAGAAAAGUGCCGCUGUCUCGGCGUAACAAAAAUAGAUUUUCGUGCUGGAUUUAAAAAGCGUGAAGCCACAUAUGUAGCUUCUGACAUUAUACACAUGUACAAAAUAUUGCAGAUUUCUUUUUUACACUGAAAUGUUACAUGCAAAGAAUGAAUGUUUUCCUCAGUAUUUGCGUGACUGACACUCUGCACUUGCAUGUGUGUGUUCUAAGCACUGCCCAUUCAAGACUUCACUAAAUUGUAAUCAUUUUUUAAAUCAGACUUUUAAAAAUCUGAUAAGUGGGUGGAUUUAAUGUAGUUGUUAUGUAAUUGUGCAACAGAUUAUUUCCCUUGUUCAGCAAGAUAUUACCAAAGGACAAAAUAAAAUGCUAUCUAUGUAAGUAUGUGCUUUCAUAUAAGUGAGACAGUGAUAGUUUUUAAAUAUUUCUCAAUUGACAAGAUAAGAAGGCAGAAGAUAAUAUUGCUUGGUGUGACUGUCAGCUUUUCACCGUACAGCUAUAAUCUGUAUACUUUUGCAACAACUCUGUCAUCGCAUCAGCGGCGUCCGUCAAGGUUUUUGUGACAGUGAUGCACUUGAACUGAAUUUGGUCUUCUGAAGUCCUCAUAAAUAUUUAUUAUGCUGAAAAAGUAAUUUCCAAUUUUCUUCUCUGAAUAUCAGUGUGAGGUCUAUUUAUCAAUUUCUUGGGAAAGUUGUUCUAAACAUUUAUCUAAUGAUGUCAAAUUUUGAGAGAUCAGAAAUAAUGUCCUGCAACCAGUUGUCCUAGAACUCGUUAGAUGGAUUAGAGGGUAACAAACUUGCACUUAAAAUUAGUAGAUUUUCAGCUCGUUCCUGUAACUGUAUUAGGAACAACUAAUAAAAGUCAAAAAGAACCACCACACUUAACUCCCUUGUCCUGUUGUAGAGAUUAAAUGUGAUGUAAAAUAUAAACAUGGGCAGUGCCCAUGCUGAAAACAUAUGUCGAUAUUUGUGCUUUAUUUACCUGAAAGAAAAUUUGUAAAACUAUGUUACUGUUGUAUCCUGUUCAAACAUUAUUCGAGUGAAAAUGAAUGAACUUUGUUCAAAGAGAAACUUUUUUAAAGUGAUGAUUGUUCACAAAUGUAGGAACGCAGUUAUAUAGCAUAGAAAUUCCUAUAUCACCUAUGAACUUUGAUGAUGCAGCAGGCUUUUUCUUACAAUUGUAUUCGAUUUCUUAGUGCAUUAUGUUAAGUUUACAGGUAAGAUAAAUUUUGUUUUUGUCAUAUUGGCAUUGCAAUCUAUAGAAGACUGAAACUAAUAUUCUUUGAUGAGAGAACAGGAUGUAGUUAAGUAUUGCUCAAAGCUUUUUUGUGUUUAAGUUGUUAAAUGAUUCUUUUUUAAUCUCCUGGAGAAAAAAUGUUGCACACAGUUUAUUUGAGGCUCUCUGAAGUUGCAGUUUGUAACAGUAUUUGUGUUUGGGCACAAUUGUUUUUUCUAAUCAGUGAUAUUUUCUGGCUGUCUCUACUGAGAGUACAGCUAAAACAAAACUUACAGCAAUGUCUCAUAUUUUAAUUGUUCAUUGAUUUUUUCAAUAUAAAUUUUUAAUUGUAUUGAAAUAAAUUGUGUCAUUUAUAAAUAUUUUUAUCUUGAUUAAUCAUUUUUGUAGCAACAUAAGACAUCAGUUCAGAUUCGUAGUGAUAUGUUACCAAAUCCCAUUUUAAGGGAAGUAAACCAAUCCUUGGCUAAGGAGAUAAAAAAGAAAACCUUUCGUCUGAAUGUGUAUAGAAAGAUAAUGUGAGAUUGUUAGAAAUGUAUAAGUUGAUAUAAAGUAAUGGUGCUAUAUCAUAAAAAUCCUGUUUUUCUUUUUUAAUGUGAGUGGAAAUGACGAAAAGGCAAACUUACAAAACUUAAUAGUGGCUUCCUUUUCACUCUAAGAGUAGGUGUAACCCACACUUUUUUUGUGACCAUGUGCACAAUUCUUAUGUAAAAAUGACUUAACAAUUGGUUGUACAUGUAAGAAGGGAGCCUACUAACAUCUAUGACAAUGUUCCAGCAGAAAAAUCUGAAAUAACUUCAGAGUCACUGAAAUAAAAUAAAAAAUGAAACUUAA